AUGGACUCGUUUUUGAACACCACGGACCUUUCCAUUAACGCCACUAACGGCUCCGGUUUGAACGACACAGAGGGAUAUAACCAGUUCGUGCAGCCGAUCUGGCAGAUCGCUCUCUGGGCCAUCGCCUACUGCAGCAUGGUGUGCGUCUCGGUGAUCGGUAACCUGGUGGUCAUCUGGAUCAUCCUCGCGCACAAACGCAUGAGGACCGUGACCAACUACUUCCUGGUGAACCUUGCCUUUGCAGAGGCAUCUAUGUCUGCCUUCAACACAGUGAUAAACUUUGCAUACAGCAUCCAUAACGAGUGGUACUUUGGUUUGGGCUACUGUCGGUUCCAUAACUUCUUCCCCAUUGCAGCUGUCUUCACCAGCAUAUACUCCAUGACCGCCAUAGCACUGGAAAGGUACAUGGCUAUCAUCCACCCCCUGAGGCAGAGGUUGUCUUCAGCAGAGACCCGUGUAGUGAUCGGAGGGAUCUGGGUGUUAGCUCUACUAUUGGCCUUCCCCCAGUACUACUACUCAGCUACUGACCAGCUGCCUGGUAGGACUGUUUGUUACAUCCAAUGGCCUGAAUACUCCAAUGAUACAACCAUGGACUUCAAAAAGAUGUACUCUGUGUCUGUGGUGUUGCUGUACUACUUCCUGCCGCUGUGCAUUAUGGGAUGUGCCUACCUGGUGGUGGGCUCGUCCCUGUGGGCGGGGACUAUCCCUGGAGACUCCACCCACCGUUACCGAGAGCAGCUAAUCGCCAAACGCAAGGUCGUGAAGAUGAUGAUCGUGGUGGUGUGUACGUUUGCAGUGUGCUGGCUGCCUUACCACAUCUACUUCCUGCUCCAGCAGUUCCACCCUGACCCCAUGCAGCUGUUUGAGUGGCGCUACAUCCAGCAGGUCUACCUGGCUGUCCUGUGGUUGGCCAUGAGCUCCACCAUGUACAACCCUAUCAUCUACUGCUGUCUCAAUAACAGAUUCAGGGCAGGCUUUCAGCAGGUGUUCUGUUGGUGUCCGUGUGUUCCUGCCGCCUCCUACGAGGGACUGGAACUCAAGUCCACCCGCUACCUACAGACCCAGAUGAGUGUGUACCGGGCCAGCCGGAUGGAGACCAGUAUGUCAACAGUUCUGCAGCCCACUGAGGAGGAGCGCUGUGGGGCAGAGCAGCCAGCCAGCCCCCCUAUCACCCAGACAACCAUGGAGCUCACCUCCACCUCCAACGGCUCAGCCUCACGAUCAGCCCUCAACCCCCCCGACAGCCCUGCUUACUACAGCAGACAUAACAUGGACUAGUGGCCUAACAAACGCCUAACUGGAUUAGUCGUGGUUUAAUCUCACUAAAAUGUUACGUCAUUUGGUCAGCUGCUCGAUUAGGUUCUAGGGGGAAGUGUGUUAGAAAUGGAGAUUUCCGUUUUGUCUCCACUCUCACAAAAGGAAAAUCUCAGUCAAUCCCUCCCACCCCCUUCUGAUAUUUUCACCGGUAGUUAUCAUCCGCCGAAGUAAAGCAGUUUAAGCACCGCCUUCACCCAAUUCUGACAUGUCCAAAUAAACAGUGAUGAAACCCAAACCCCAGAAGUAAUGCUGCUCGUAUCCCAUAUUAUCCCGACAGGUGUACUGUACCAGUUAUGUUUACUGUAGGUACUGUCCACGGGAGAUUAUACGUGGUUUAGUGCACUAUAGCCUGGGCUACUGCUCUAUUCUCACACAUUCUAAUGCCGACACAACAUCGGCUAGGGCUGCCUCAAUUCGUUGGGGGAUGGACUCUACAAGGUGUCGAAAACAUUCCACAGGGAUGCUGGCCCAUGUUGACUCCAAUGCUUCCCACAGUUGUGUCCUUUGGGUGGUGGACUACUCUUGAUACACACGGGAAACUAUUGAGAGUGAAAAACUCAGCAGCGUUGCAGUUCUUGACACAAACUGUACUACCAUACCUCGUUCAAAGGCACUUAAAUAUUUUGUCUUACCUAUUAACCUUCUGAAUGGCACACAUACACAAUCCAUGUCUCAAUGCUUAAAAAUCAGUAUUUAACCUGUCUCCUCCCCUUCAUCUCCACUGAUUGAAGUGGAUUAAAUAAGUGUCAUUAUUAAGGGAUCGUAGCUUUUGCCUGGAUUCACCUGGUCAGUCUAUGUCUUUAAAAUAGCAGGUGUUCUAAAUGUUUUGUACAAUCAGUGUAUAUCAAACCUGGCUAGAGUCUAGAGCUCUUCUUUAGGCAGACAUGGGUUUUGUGGCCUUGAACCUCGUGUAGUGUUCUAUUCUCGUCUAAUAUAUCUGACCAGGCAGCUCAUAAGGAUUCUUUCCAUCAUUCCGGAACCCUAUGGCUGAUUAGGGCUGUGUUUGGAACACUCACCAAAUCGCUUCAGCUAGCA
Molecule: messenger RNA, 2352 nt
Organism: Oncorhynchus keta (chum salmon)
Lineage: Eukaryota; Metazoa; Chordata; Actinopteri; Salmoniformes; Salmonidae
Product: substance-P receptor-like
Exons: 7
Coding region: 1-1278 (425 amino acids)
Biological process (GO): G protein-coupled receptor signaling pathway; positive regulation of flagellated sperm motility
Cellular component (GO): sperm midpiece; plasma membrane
Molecular function (GO): substance P receptor activity
Source: RefSeq, a predicted model, not a curated record